AAAUUUCAAGGAGUCAUUGAACGCCUCAGUAUUGUUGUUUUUUCCGCUCUGGUGUGCAUUAAUGUGUACAGCAUUCAAGAGUUUGUUUUAUAGUUAGGUAUAUGGUUUAUACUUUCACAAAGUACACCAACAGUUCAGUGUUUAGACGUUUGCUCAAAAGUUAGAAGUGAAUGGUAGAUAAUUUUAACAGAAGCUUAGAAGAAGUCCGUCAUUUAGGGAAGCUAGCUGCCAGCUUUAACCUAGCUGACACAUCAGACUGUCACCUGAACCUGAACUGGGCUGGUCUGAGCUAAAAGCUCUGAUUAAAGGUCAAUAAUGGGGCUGACUACUCGAAUAGAGUGCAUAUUUUUCAGUGAAUUUCACCCCACUCUGGGACCGAAGAUAACAUACCAGGUACCAGAGGAGUACAUUUCUCGUGAGCUCUUUGACACAGUUCAGGUUUAUAUUAUCACCAAGCCAGAACUGCAGAACAAAUUAAUAACAGUCACUGCCAUGGGCAAAAAGUUGAUUGGGUGUCCUGUGUGCAUUGAGCAUAAAAAGUAUAGCAGAAACGCCCUCCUGUUUAACCUUGGUUUUGUGUGUGAUGCCCAAACCAACACAUGUGCCCUGGAGCCGAUAGUCAAGAAGCUGUCCGGGUACCUCACCACCCUGGAGCUUGAGAGUGGCUUCAUAUCAAAUGAGGAGAGUAAACAGAAACUUUUACCCAUCAUGUCGACCCUGUUAGAGGAGCUCAAUGCCACAGGAGCCUGCACCCUACCUAUAGAUGAGUCAAACACCAUCCACUUGAAGCUGAUUCAGCUCCGAAAAGACCCCCCCAUCGUCCAGGAGUAUGACGUGCCAGUUUUCACCCAGUGCAAGGACCACUUUAUCAAAUCUCAGUGGGAUCUCACUACUCAACAGAUACUGCCCUAUAUUGAUGGGUUUCGACACAUCCAGAAAAUCUCUGCUGAAGCGGAUGUGGAGCUGAAUCUUGUUCGUAUUGCUGUACAGAAUCUCCUGUACUAUGGGGUUGUCACAUUAGUAUCGAUAUUUCAGUACUCAAAUGUUUACUGCACAACCCCAAAAGUCCAGAACCUUAUAGAUGACAAGUCCAUUCAAGAGGAGUGCCUUAGCUAUGUCACUAAACAUGGUCAGAAGCGAGCCAGUCUCAGAGACGUGUUCCAGUUGUACUGUGGUCUGAGUCCAGGAACCACGGUGCGAGACCUUUGUUCUCGUUACUCACAACAACUUCAAAGGGUAGAUGAGAGGAGACUCAUCCAGUUUGGACUCAUGAAAUCUCUAAUCCGAAGACUGCAGAAGUAUCCGGUGAAGGUGAUCCGUGAUGAGAGAAGCCGACCGCCACGGCUCUACACUGGCUGCCACAGUUAUGAUGAGAUCUGCUGCAAGACAGGGAUCAGUUACCAGGAGCUGGACGAACGACUGGAAAAUGAUCCGAACAUCGUCGUAUGUUGGAAGUGACGUGACAUAAAUUGACAACAGAGCAACAGUCCUGACUGAAAGACACAGAAAUGCCUCGACCAAAGAUGCCUUUAAUGAGAGGAGGAGUUGUCUUUGAAUAGCAGUGAAACAUUUAAUGACAGUAUUUUGUCAUUUUUGUGUUCGGUUAUAGUUUUUAACCUAAUUUGUUUUUCAUGAAGUUUACUGAGGAUCCUAUUAUUAUAAUAUAGAAAAGAAAUACAAUAAAAUAUAAUAUAAAGAG
Sphaeramia orbicularis (orbiculate cardinalfish) is the source of this 1699-nucleotide messenger RNA. It is a transcript of the gene nprl2, whose product is annotated as NPR2 like, GATOR1 complex subunit. Lineage: Eukaryota; Metazoa; Chordata; Actinopteri; Kurtiformes; Apogonidae. Gene Ontology annotation, molecular function: GTPase activator activity. The transcript has 11 exons. The record is from RefSeq and is a predicted model, not a curated record. Gene Ontology annotation, biological process: positive regulation of autophagy; negative regulation of TORC1 signaling; cellular response to amino acid starvation. Bases 316 to 1458 code for a protein of 380 amino acids. Gene Ontology annotation, cellular component: GATOR1 complex; vacuolar membrane.